Punctularia strigosozonata HHB-11173 SS5 is the source of this 2085-nucleotide messenger RNA. RefSeq names its product glycoside hydrolase family 5 protein. Gene Ontology annotation, biological process: glucan catabolic process. The transcript is spliced from 13 exons. Bases 331 to 1611 code for a protein of 426 amino acids. Lineage: Eukaryota; Fungi; Basidiomycota; Agaricomycetes; Corticiales; Punctulariaceae. Gene Ontology annotation, molecular function: beta-glucosidase activity. The record is from RefSeq and is a predicted model, not a curated record. Gene Ontology annotation, cellular component: extracellular region; cell surface.
GUUCGCUGCGGAUCUUCCAUCCUAUCCGUCGCCUCCUCCGGCACCGUCACCCGAAUGGGUGGCCCUGUGAUAGCGUACGCCGACGCCGCGAGGCGUUUCAUCUAUCAUCAUCAGGCGGCACCAUUGGAGCAAGCGGCAAAGCGAACAACUUCUGCGACGUCUUCUGGCGCGCCGGACCGCAGCGACACGUGCAAUGCGAUCGGUCCUGGACGCGACAUACCAGGGUGCUUCGCACCGCCGCAAGAUAAAAGAUGGCCGACGGGCAGGCUCUGACACUGACAGUCCAGACCCCGUCCGUUGCAGUUCUCGAGUCGGUUCACUUCUGCUGCCAUGUUCAUCUCUAUGCGUCGCAUCGCAGCGACCCUGUUGAGCGCGCUCUUCAUUCCCCGCGUGUUGGCGGACGUUCCUAUCUCGAACGGCUUCAAGUAUGGGACCGACAAGGUCUACGGUGUCAACUUGGGUGGAUGGCUAGUACUUGAGCCAUGGAUAACCCCAAGUCUGUUCGACUCGACAGGAGACAGCAGAAUCGUCGACGAAUGGACAUUCGGCCAGUAUCAAAGCAAGGCCAUGGCUACUGCUGCGCUGCAGGCACAUUGGGCAACAUGGAUCACCGAGAGCGACUUCGCCGACAUCGCAGCAGCUGGCUUGAACCAUGUCCGGCUACCUAUCGGUUACUGGGCUUGGGACGUCUCCGAGGGCGAACCCUACAUCCAAGGUCAACUCCCCUACCUAAGCAAAGCCGUUACUUGGGCCGGCAACCACGGCCUCAAGUUGAUAGUCGAUCUGCACGGCGCACCCGGCAGUCAGAACGGAUUCGACAACUCCGGGCGUCGCAUCUCGUACCCCGAAUGGCACACAAACUCUGAUAACGUAGACCGCACGACGGCAAUCAUCAAGAAGCUUGCAAAUAUGUUCAAAGAUCAAGCUAACGUUGUCACGACUAUUGCUCCACUGAACGAACCCGCAGGCUUCUACGGCGAUGACGUCCUUACCGUCCUGAAGCAAUACUGGCAUGACUCCUACGGCAACAUUCGAUUCCCGUACGGCUCGGCUAAACAGGGUAACAACCUCGUCUUGCUGCACGAUGCUUUCCAGGACCUCAGUUAUUGGGAUGGCUUCAUGCCAUCCCCGGAUUACCAAGGCGUGGCAUUGGACACUCAUCAGUACCAGAUCUUCUCCGAUGCCGAGGUCGCCCGAUCAAAUGCGGACCACAUUAACGUCGCCUGCGCCAAGGGCUCAUCCUUCUCGAGCUUCUCCAAGUCUCAGCUCUGGCUCAUCGUCGGAGAGUGGACGCCGGCCGCGACCGACUGUGCCAAGUACCUGAACGGCAAGGGAGUUGGAGCGCGAUACGAUGGUUCGUAUACUGGAUCUCCAAAGAUUGGGAGCUGCACCGGGAAGACCGGCAGCGCGUCCUCGUUCAGCUCCUCUUACAAGACGUGGCUCCGUCAGUAUUGGGAAGCACAGGCUAUCACGUACUCCAAGGGUGCCGGGUGGAUUCAAUGGACAUGGAAAGCAGAGAACGCCGAUGAUUGGACAUACCAGGCUGGACUCAAGGGUGGCUGGAUCCCACAGAGCCCGACAGACUACAAAUAUCCGACCAUUUGCGGGUGAUCCGAGAUUUACCACUUGCCUCAGUCAUGCGAUACUACGAGCACGCACGACCAACACGCCUACGUCAACGAUAGUUUUGUUGCAAUUCACCGAUUUGUUUCCAACGCUGGCACGGACACCGGGACUCCUCGUUGUAUAUCAUCCUACCUCUCCCUUGUACACGAUACCUUGUCAGAUAGCUGAGAAUGGAUCUCGUUCGGAUUCAAAGUUUUCGUUGAAUCGAACUGAUGGAACAUGGAGAGACCGAAGGUGCGUUUGUGCGGCCCGAGCUGGAGAAACCCUCCUCCUCGAGGGAAGAUGGACGCCCAUUCGGCGUCGGAGUCCAGUGUAUGUUCGCUCUACAAAGAUCGUGCUGGUUGGUGCCCGUCGAAGACGUAAGACCAGGUCAAAUGUGGUCAACGUGGUGAGCAGGGCCACGACAGCUACACCAAACGUCUGGGCUCCCAUACGCCGGAGACGAGGAAGGGAUGUCAU